AUGACAGCCGGGACCGUGGUCAUCACAGGCGGAAUAUUAGCGACUGUCAUUUUGCUUUGUAUCAUCGCCGUCCUCUGCUACUGUAGGCUCCAGUACUACUGCUGCAAGAAGGAUGAGUCCGAGGAGGAUGAGGAGGAGCCCGACUUCGCCGUGCACUCCCACAUCCCGCCGCUCCCCUGCAACCGCAACGUAGUGCUGACCACCGAGUAG
Messenger RNA from Opisthocomus hoazin, 210 nucleotides. NCBI's taxonomy places the organism in Eukaryota, Metazoa, Chordata, Aves, Opisthocomiformes, Opisthocomidae. The record is from RefSeq and is a predicted model, not a curated record.